CAUGUAAACCUUUCUACUAUUUUUAUUAAAGAUGCCAAUACUUUGGCUGGCUUACUGAAGGGAGACUGAAGCUGCGCAAGUGGCACCAUGUUCAAGCGAAAACCAAAGCCUGCCCCUCCAAAGCCUCUUCCGCCAGCGCGAAAUGUUCCUGCGGCUACACCACCGCGGCCGUCGCUGGCCCGAGCGCCCUCACGGCGAUUGACCAUCCAUGAGACUUUGCAGCAAAGCCAGGGAGCGCUAUUCCGCCUGCGGGGACUCAAUCCUGGCGAUCUCCAGGCGUUUCCGUUGCUGAACGAAAUCCAGCGGCUGAUCCAACACCUCAAGGAGGCAACCGCGGCCUUAGCUCCAGCCGACCGAGAGGCAUGGUCGUAUCAAAUCGCGGACCUGGAUGAAGAGUUUCGGGAGCUUGCGGAUGUGGUGGUGGCCAAAGCUGACGCGGCCAAUCCAGCUCCAGAGCCGCGUGCACCGGCUGGCCGGAGUGUUGGGGGCCCUGGGCACAGCAACCACAGCCCCGCACCACAACCGCUGCUGCGGGGGCCUGCUCGCCCAGACCCCAGCAUUGCCCCACCUGGCAUGCGGCCCAGCCCCAGCGGCCGCGUGCAACAGGCCGUGGCGUUCUUCUCGCGCCAUGGCCACGAAGGCCAGGCCGCGGGCCCACAGUCCCCCAUGCCGCCUGCGGCCAGCUUGCACGCAUUGCGACAGCAGCAGCAGCAGAUGUACGCACAGCAACAACAACAGCAUCCGCAGCAGUUCCAUGCACAACAGCGGCAACACCCGCAGCAGCACCCGCAGCAGCUAUACCCACAGCAGCAGCAGCAAUCUCAGCAGGUCCCGGCAAGUCCCAGCGGGGCGUGGCAGCAGCCAGAUUCGCAGCAGCAGCAGGGUGGCCCGCCUGUGGGGAGGGAGGAGCGGAUCCUGCUGGCGCAAAGGCAGGCCGCACUGCUGGCGAAGCACCACGCCUUCCUGGAGCAGCAGCGGCAGGCACAGGCACAGGCGCAGCAGCGGGUGAGCACGCAGCACCAGCACAGCGGCAGCGGCCUGGAGAGCGAUGGAGGCAUGUCGCGGUCUGGGACUCCGGCGCCGGGCUUAGGGCCGCAAUCCUCGUUUCGCCGACAGCCAUCGUACCAGCAGCACUCGUAUGGGGGACAGUCGCACGGAGGGCAGGAGCAACAGCCGCAGGAGCUGGCGUGGCAGCAGCAAUACCCGCAACCACAAGAACGGCAGGAGCAGCACAUGCGCAGGCAGUUGCAGCAGGCACAUGCUGAUGCAGUGCCGGCUCCCGAGGCCCGGGCUGCGGGACCGUUCGCCCAGGCUGAAGUGCAGGCGCGGCAGGGGUUGGGCGCACAGGCGGCUGAAGACGUUUCACAGCGCGUGCAGUGGCAGCAGGAGCGAACGCAUCUACAGGUAGCUACGCAGCAGUCCUAUGCUUCUCAGCAGCAGCAGCUGUAUGCGCGCCAGCCGGAUCCACAGUGGGGCGGCGGCGGGGACGACACGGCGCCGCUGCCGCCGUCGCAGGCUCAGCUGCAGGCUCUGAUGCCCCGCCGCUCGGAAUCGCGGCCGGGGCCACAGCAGCAGAGCGCGCAGCAGUCGGGCGGGCAUGAUGAUUUGUUCAGUGGUCUGGACAUCAUGCCCGAAGCUGAGGCGGCGGCAGCGGCUUCGCUCGGGCCGAGGGACAUGGCGGUGGUGGUGGUGGCGGCUGAGUGCCGCCCGGAGCACUACCCGCAGGUGCUGCCAGCGCGGAGCGACGCCGGCCUGUCGCCUGCUUUCUCCGGGAACGGCUAUGACGCGUCCGGCGGCGGCGCCUGGUCAGCGGUCGCCAGCCCGCAGGUGUACGCGGCAGGCCAGCAGCACGCAUGGCAGGGCCGGGUGCAGCAGCAACAGCAGCUUCAUCAGUGGCAGCAACAGCAGCAGCACACGCAAUGGCAGCCGCAGCGGCAGCAGGAGCAGCGGCAGCAGGACGGGGCUGGGCAGUGGCGCCCGCAGCUGAGCCACCAGGACAGUGGCAGCAGCGCGGGGCGGCAGCCCGGCCAACUGGGCCACUCCUCGCCCUCACCCGGCGCCCACACUACCGCGUAUACGGGGAAACCUCAACUGGCACUCCCGGCGCCAGAUCAACAGCCAGAGGCGCAGCAACAGGUGCAGCUGUAUAAGCCGCAGUGGCAGCAGCCGCAGCCCUGGUCGGAGCAGGCCAUGAACGGCGCUGCCAACACGCACUUACACCGGGUGUCCACAAACGCUUCCGAGGCGGCUGCCCCGAUGCCGCCCAUCGCAACACCGCCCCCGGCACAGGCUUUCGCUUCCCGUGCAGCAGCAGGGCCGCCUGCCAGCCCUACAGUGCUUCCUAACUCCGGCUUUGGGAUGCAAGGCGCGGCGGAGGCCCGCCCCUGGACAGAAGCAGGGAGCAGCAGCGGCAGCAGUGCGCCCUCUGCGGCAGCGGCGAUUGCAGCGCAACAGAGAAAGGACCAGCAGGCGAGGUAUGCUGGGCAGGGUGGCUUUGCGACUGGCGCAUUCGCUGUCGCUGCCACAGCAGGCUCACGGUUAGGUGCUGGCACCAAUAACGGUACUGGCGCGGGUGCGGGCGGCCAGGCACAGCCAUCGAUAGGCCCUGUUGGCCCCGCAGCUGGGCAGGCGGGCUCCGCGAACCCGGCGGCAGCGCUACCCCGUGUGGCGGAGUUGCCGACCUUGGGCGACUUGCAGAGCUAUCUUGAACAGGUCACCGGCUCCAUUGCAGAGUGCAGCGCCGCGGCGCAGCAGCGCGCGCAGGCCACCACGCGCGCCUGGGCGGAGGCCAUCUCCCAGGCUCAGCACGUGGAGGCCGCGCUGGUGCAGCAGCGGCGCGGGCUGCGUGCGGCCAUGGCGGAUGUGGCUGCAGGCGCGGCACGCCUGGAGCAGCAGCAGGCGGCUGCGGCCGCGGCGGAGGAUUAUGGCACGGCGGCGGCUCUGGAUGAGCAGCUGGGCGAGCUGCGUGUGCGGGGGCAGGCGCUGGCGGGGGAGGUGCGGGACCUGGACGCCGGCCUGCAGCGCGCCAGCGAGCUGCAGGCCGAGCUGCUGUGGCGGCAGGCCUCGGCGCUGAGGGCCACCAGCAUCUACCUCACGCGGCUGCAGGAGGGCCAGCAGCACAUGUCGGCGGCGCUGGCGGAGCAGGCGGAGCGCGAGGCGGCGGCGGCGCUAGGGCUUCACCACGCGGCACAACAGGCGCUGGAGGAGCGCUGGGCGGUGCUGGCGGAGCGCAGAAGCGAGUUGGACGCCGGCGCCCAGCAACUGGAGGCGCGGGUGGCGGAGGCGGCAGGCCCGGCCGAGGAGGAGCGGCAGCGUUGUGCAUCAGCCCGGAAUGACCUGCAGGCCGAGGUGGACCAGCUGCGGGCGCUGCUGGCGGCCAAAGAAGCGGCGCUCGCGCAGGCCUGCGCGGCGCUGGAAGAGGCGGAGGCGAGCGUACGGGCCGCCUCGGCCGGCUUCGAGCCGGAGGCGGCGGCGCUGGAAACAGCACGGCAGGCGCUGGCGGCGGAGGAGGCGUCUCUGGCGGCGCAGCAGGAGGCGCUGCAGGAGAGUGAGCGGCAGGCGGCGGCUCGCUCGGACGCGGCGCAGGAGCACCAGCAGCAGCUGGCGGCGCAGGCGGCGGCGCUGGCGGACGCGGCGGCCGGCAUGGUGGCGGAUGCCGAGGCGCUGGAGGGGCGGCUGGCGGCGGCGGACGCCGGCCGGCAGCGGCGAGAGCAGCUUGCAGCGGCGGACGAGUCGGCAGCGGAUGGGGCGCGGGACCUGGAGCGGUGCCUGACUGCGCUGUCCGCGGACCUGUCGCAUCUCGCGGAGCAGCGCGGGCAGCUGGCGGCGCAGCAGGCGACGGUGGCGGCCGCGCUUCAGGGGCUGCAGCAGCGGCUGCCGGCGCUGGAGGGCGCAAAGCGGGCGGCCGCGGAAGCGAAGGACUUCCGCGAGGCCGCGCGCCUUUCCAAUGAGCAGCGGGAGCUGUCACUCAAGGUCGACUCGGCGGCGGCGGAGCUUGCGCGGCUUAACGGUUGCACUGGCGAGCUCUCAACGGCAGAGGCGGCCAAGCAGCGAGAGGCUGCGGAGCUGCACCAGCUGCUGACGGAGGCGCGCAGGCACGCGGCUGAGGCACGGCAUAGGUACCUGAUCUUUUGCAUUGGCGCCAGCCGGGCCGCGCAAGAGGAUGCCGUUGCAAGCGAGCGCUAUGAGCAGGCGGCGCAGCUGCAGUCGGACCUGGAGGCCGACGAGGCGGAGGCGGCGGCCAUCGAGCAGGCCUGGGGACUCAGCCGCCCGCCAUCCGCACCCAGCACCACCACCGCCAGCACCACCGGCGGCAAUAGGGCCCGGCGCGCGGGCUCUGUCGGGGGCGGCCAGCGCCAGGCAGCCGGCACCGCACCUGAUGAGGCAUCAGAGGCGGGCUCAACCCCGGGCCUGGCGCUGACCCGUGCCAGCGAGGCCCCCGGACACGAAGGCGGCCGCGGCAGCCGGGAAGCUGGCGAGCCGCUGCCCUCGGUGCCGCGGCUGGCGGGCCCCGUGGGGGGCUACAACGGCAUCGACGAGCACGAGGCCUCAGGGUCGGCUGCGUUGUCCUCUUUUGCUUCCGCGGCGGCAGCCCUGGACGCCGAGGGCGAUGCCGCCGCCAGCGGCCGCCCGUGGACACCCGCAGGCGAGGUCAGCCACAUGCAGGGGCCGGGGCAGGCGCAACGGCAGAGCCAGACGCAAUGGCAGGCGCAGGGCCAGGGACAAGGCCAUUACCGGUACAACGACAGCAGCGGCUCGCAGCUCCCCGGGCAGGAGGCAGGCGGGCAGCCGCAAGAGCCUGUGGCCGGUGUUGAUGAGGAUGCGGCCGCGGACCACGGCUGGCAGCGCCAGGGCCAGGAGCACGCGGCGCCCGGCAGCGCCCCCGACGGCGACCUGCACGACAACCCGCUGUUUGCUGACCUGGAGGUGCACGAGCACCGCGUCACCAACGACCUUGACGCGGUUGGGGCAGCGGGCGGCAGCAGCGGGAUUGUGGAGGGGGGUGGCACUGAAGGGGGGUGGCAGCAUGGGGCGGCGCCCUCAGGCGGGUGGCAGGCCUACCACAACCCGGUUGCGGAGCAUGAUGGCGGCGAGGAGGGGCAAGACGCAGAAGGUUACGGGGCGCAGGGCUUCGGGUUGCAGGGUGUGCACCCGACGGUGUAUGGCCGGUAGUUAGAUAUUUCUGUUGAUUUAGGAUUUAUUGGAAGCACUGACAAACGUAAUGUGGUCAUGUGGUGGCAUCCCUGUGUGGUCGUAAUGGAGCAAGAACACCAGCAGGGUAUUAACGCUGAUCACCUGAACGUCUGGACCUUCUCCCAACGGCUCUCACUCAUGGACGCUCUACCCAACAUGGCAAAGUAACGUCCUGGCCUCCAAGGCGUGAAGGUGCCAGCUGGGCCGUUGGCGGUUGCCGUUACAAGGGCUGGGGGCAUUUGGAGGUCCAGUCAUGCCAGGUCAUGUAGCCCUGCAUGGACUUGCACGCCUGCAGCUCUCCAUAACGUCAUGUCCUGCUACUCCGUUAACAGCGAAAGCUCACAUCCGAUUGGCGGCGCACCAUUAGGCUGACAAGGCCUCGGCCGUCCUUCCGUAGUGGCUUCUCGCACGGGCUGCAGUAGGCCAGGAAGAACUAGGCUCGAGAGUCGAGGCAUGGCUUGUCGGGGGAUGGAGGUCGGCCGAGCACCGCCUACAAGUACUGAAGUACCAGGCAGGCAGGACCGGCGCGGUGGAAUACCCACCCAAUGUUUGUACUUGCUCAUCUGUACGCCUGGUUGCUUGUUGCCUGAUGGGAAAGCGCUUGGCUCACGCUCAUGCUUCCACGCCUUCAAUAGAUUCUCUC
Messenger RNA from Chlamydomonas reinhardtii, 5836 nucleotides. RefSeq lists its product as uncharacterized. The transcript is spliced from 22 exons. The coding region runs from base 88 to 5172 and encodes 1694 amino acids. Lineage: Eukaryota; Viridiplantae; Chlorophyta; Chlorophyceae; Chlamydomonadales; Chlamydomonadaceae. The record is from RefSeq and is a predicted model, not a curated record.